AUGUCCGAGCAGAACUACCACGUUACUCGCGAGAGCUUGCGCCAGGCCGAGUCCCGCGCUACCAAACAAAAUGGCGGAGCCAAUCCUUCCGACUCUGAAGUCUCCCAGAUGAAAUCCAUUAUCGAUCAAAAUACCAACAAGUCAAAACAAAUUGACAACACGAAGGCCAACCUUCCUUUGCCGGAAGAUCCCCCAGUUGCUAGCGACUGGAACUCGGCUGAUCAGCGAACUGUCAAUGUGGGCUCUGGUGGUAUCGAGGGACCCAUCUCUGGUGAUGGUGAUAGUGCUCUUCGAGGACCUUCGACAGCUGAAAGCAGUGUCCGUGUGAAUGGUGAUGAAUUGCACAAAAAUACUGCGCCUCUUAAAAAUGUCGGUCGACAGGCUGUUGAGGGUUUGGACGGCCUCCCUUCGGAUGCCUUAGCCCGAUAA
This is a messenger RNA of Penicillium taxi, 429 nucleotides long. RefSeq lists its product as uncharacterized. The record is from RefSeq and is a predicted model, not a curated record. NCBI's taxonomy places the organism in Eukaryota, Fungi, Ascomycota, Eurotiomycetes, Eurotiales, Aspergillaceae. The coding region runs from base 1 to 429 and encodes 142 amino acids. The transcript is spliced from 2 exons.